Molecule: messenger RNA, 1690 nt
Organism: Pezoporus occidentalis (night parrot)
Lineage: Eukaryota; Metazoa; Chordata; Aves; Psittaciformes; Psittacidae
Gene: TMEM242
Product: transmembrane protein 242
Exons: 5
Coding region: 130-525 (131 amino acids)
Source: RefSeq, a predicted model, not a curated record
CCCAGCACCCGCCGCGCGGCAGGGAAAGAGAAGCAGGAGGAAGAAAAGAGGCUGCGUGUCCCGCCCCAGCUCCGUUUCCUUCCGGGUUGCGGCACACCACCUCCUCCUUGGCCUCUCGCCCCCUGUGCCAUGAGGGCGGCUGAUGGGAGGGCCGCCCCGGAGGGCCCGCUCAACCCAGGGCGAGAGCUGCCCUUGUCCCGGGGGGGCGGGAGCCACGCGGCGUCCCAGGACAAGCUCUUCUUAAUCAAAGGUGGAAUUUUUCUAGGUACCGUUGCUACUGCAGGAAUGAUAGCAGGUUUUGGCACCACACUUGCCAUGGCAAAAAAGAAGAACCCAGACUGGUUCAGUAAGGGGAUUACUGCCACAGCUACAUUACCAGAGAGUGGUUCGUCACUGGCUUUACGAGCCCUAGGAUGGGGCUCACUGUAUGCGUGGUGUGGAGUUGGAUUGCUAAGUUUUGCCAUCUGGAAGGCUCUGGGUGUGCACAGUGAAAAAGGCCAGGGUGAUUCACAUGAAGGUUUGUGAGAUUCUGACUGUUGCUGCCACAUCUGUUCCAUGGAAAGCUGGAGAAACAAUGAAAGAAUUCAAAACUAAAAUGCAGUCAAUGUUUCCAGCAAUUCCUAAAAAUACUGAGUCCACUGUUGAAUGGGAAGACUUACUUAAAUCGAAGUGAAAGACUUGGAGCCAUUUGGAGAUGUCCCUUCAGUAAGAACAGGAGCUGAAGCAGCAGAAGUAUCCCAUCUGAAAAAAGAGAGAAGAAAACUUGGAGUGAGCAAGUUACUGAGUUCAGUGAUCCUGGGAAUGUCAGUUAACAUCUAGCAACAAGGGAAUUAAAAAACAAAACCAAGCAAAACAAUCUGUGUUGUACUUUUCAGCAUGCUCGGUAUAGUUAUUUUCGAGGAAGUGAACUCCCCAGGAGAAGUUGGAUCCAAUUUGGAAAAAAAGACUCUAUUUUAUGAAGACUUAAAGAAGAAAUUGAUCUUUAAGACAAAACCCCAGUAAACUCUUAUCCCAUCCUGUGUCUUACAGAAGUUUUAGGAAAUUUCUCCAGGACACACAACAGUACUUUCAGUGACAUGUACAUAUCCCAUUAGGAAUGUAACAUCAUAGUCCACUAUAAGAGAUCUGUUACUGAGACUGAAGGUAAAGCAUACAGUGCAUUUUUCUAAAAAUAAAAGAGAUACUUAAAUUUGCAACAGAGAAAGUAUCUAAAUCAAACUAUUUCUUUGUGUCUGAAGAGAAAGUUUACAACAUCCAAUACGCUGGCAGUGACCUACUGAGCUCCUCUGUAGAGCAUCAGAAGAGAUCUCUACAAAGUGCACUGUUUUCUCAGUGUUAGCUUUUUUAUUGGAUCCCGCAAUAGUGAAUCUGAUAAUUUGCAUAAAAGUUUCUACUGUAUUUGUAUACCAAUUUAAAUUGUGAAAAAGGUAUAAAAUUGUAAGACACACAGUGUGUCCUACACAAUAUUUUCAGCUGAGAAAGUGUAUGGGCCGGGCUAAUUUUUUUGUAUUUCAGUUGUUCCUGUGGUUCUUCUACCUGGAGAAGCAAUGUGACACUUUUGCACACUGCAGUAAUCUCAUAAAAUAUGGGCAUAAGGUGAAUAAUGUCUUACUCAAACAUUGUAUUUGCAGAACUGUAGAUCUGUAAAAAUGCAGAAAUAAUAAAAAAUAAAUGCUAUUAGUGAAAAAUC